AUGGGGAUAUCAAACUUGCUACAAUUUUUAAAGCCCAUAAUAAAGAACUCACAUAUUAGCAAAUAUGAAAAUGAAGUGGUUGGAGUGGAUAUAAUGUGCUGGAUACAUCGUGGGUUAAUUAGUUGUGCUUAUGAUAUUGUCACUGAUCAAUAUAAUGAUAGUUAUUUAAGUUUUAUUGAGAAAAUGCUAGUACCAAUAUUUAAUCAUAAUAUAAAGGUGGUCUUUGUUUUUGAUGGAGAAGAAUUACCUGAGAAAAAAAAAGAAAAUAUGAUAAGAAAGAAUAGAAGAGAAAAAGCAAAAAUGGAAUUAAAAGAAAUAAUUAGCAAAGUAAAAAAUCCAAGAACUAAUGAAAUGGUUUUAAAGAAAUGUAUACAAGCUAUAAGUGUUUCUAAAGAAAUAAUUGAUAGUGUUAAAGAUUUUUGUAAAAAAAAAAAUAUUGAUUAUAUUAUUUCUCCUUAUGAAGCUGAUGCUCAAUUAUCCUAUUUAUGUAGGAUGGGAUUCAUAUCAUGUGCUAUUAGUGAAGAUAGUGAUUUAUUAGUUUAUGGUUGUCCUAGGGUAUUAUAUAAAUUAAAAAAUACUGGUGAGUGUAAUGAAAUUAGCUUAAUGCCUAUUAAUGAUCUUAUUGAUUGGAAUAUAAUCAAUAAAAUAAAAAAUCCAUUAUCUAAUAGUAAUAAUGAAUUUUAUAUUACACCUAUUAAAAAAUUACAAAAUUCAGAUGAUAACGAUUCAGAUAUGUCAUUAGAUGAAGAAUCUUCCUUAGAAUUUAUAAAUAAUGAUGAAGAUAUUCCAAAUAAUAAUGAAUAUAUAAAUAUAUCAAAAAAAAAUAAAAAUAUUGUAAAUAAUAACAAUAAGAAAAAAACAAAAAAAAAAAAAAAAAAAAAAAAAUCAAAUAUAAAAAAAAAUCCGCAAAAAUCAAAAUGUGAUAAUAUAAUGAAACAAUAUAUUGAACACUUUCAUUGGCCUGAAGAAUUAUUUAAAUUACAAUAUUUUAAUAUAGAUAUGUUUUUGGCUAUGUGUGUUUUAAGUGGAUGUGAUUAUAGUAAUGAUUUCCAUAUAACUGGAAUGGGUAUUAAAACUGCAUAUAAUUUAAUAUUCCAACAUAAAAAUAUAGAAAAUAUUUUCCAUUUUCUUAUUUCGAAUGAUAGAUGGAGAAAUAAAAUACCAGAAAAUUUAAAUACAUUUGAUAAAUUAAUCAAUACCUUUCAAAAAAUUAAAAAUGCAUUUCUAAAUCAUCAAGUUUAUGAUUUUAUAUUACGUAAAAAUAUUCCAAUUAAUGAAUCUUUUAAAUCAUCAUUUAUAAAUAAAAAUAGUCAUAUGCUUAUUAAACAAAUAACAGAAGCAUCUUUAUUAUAUGACCCCUUAUUAAAAAUUGAUAACUGUUUAAAUAAUUAUCCUGAAAUAAAUGACAUCCCAUUGAGUUCUUCGCACAUAAAGGAGGAUGAUUACAACAAAGAUGAUAAUAUAUACAACAAAGAUGAUAAUACAUACAACAAAUAUGAUAAUACAUACAACAAAGAUGAUAAUAUAUACAACAAAGAUGAUAAUACAUACAACAAAUAUGAUAAUACAUACAACAAAUAUGAUAAUACAUACAACAAAUAUGAUAAUACAUACAACAAAGAUGAUAAUACAUACAACAAAGAUGAUAAUACAUACAACAAAAGUUGUGAUAAUUUUAAUACAAAUGAUGUUAAUUCUUCCUUUUUUAAUAACCAUCCAAUUUACACACAAUCUACUAAUUCAACAUCCUUUGAAAAUAUUUUUAAAGAUUUUACAUCUGAAUGUUUUGAGUAUCUAGAAAUUUGCCCUCCAGCAUUUAUGGAUCCUCAAAAUAAUCAUAUUCCAAAUAAUUGUAAAAGUGAAAAUGUUCAUAAAAAAAAUGAACAAAACAAUUUUGUUAAUUCAUCUUUUUAUAAUAUUAUAACACAAGAAGAAGUUAUUCAACAUACAGAUAUAUCUCGUCCAUUCACCCAUAAAGAUACUAACAUAUCAAACGAAAUAAAUGAAUAUAAUCAUAUCACUUCUAAUAUAACAUAUAAUGAAUUUAAAAACAAAACAAUACCAACUAGUAAUGAAUAUAUUAAUAAAAGAAAAAUAAAUGAUUGUAUAACAUCAUUCAAUUUAAAAAAAAAAAUGAAAACAACCUCAAUUCAUACCUCUCCCAGUAAUUCACAAGAUAAUUUAACAAUACAACAUAUAGAAACACUUGAUUGGAAUAAUAAAAAUGUUAAUGACAAGGAAAAAAAUAAUAAUAUAUGUGAAAAAAGUUCUACUUAUGAUGAAACCCUGAACUCUGAACGAGUGAAUGUACUUUUGAUGCCUGAUAAUAAUUAUCAAAUAUGCGAAAAAAAGGAUAAACUUUUGAAUAACAAUUACAAUCCUUGCCAUACUAAUAAUAUAAUACAAACACAUAAUGAUCAGUAUAUAAACAAAACAUAUGACAAACAUGAUAAUAAUAAAGUUAAUAUAAAUAUAUGCGAUGAUAUCAGUACUACUAAUAAUGAUCAAAGUGAAAAAAUGGAUGAUGAAAAAAAUGAAUUUGUACAAAUAAAAAGUGCGAAAAAUAUUUAUGAAAAUAUGAAAAAAAACUUUUUACUUUUUAAAACAUUAGAUCAAGAUAUAAACACACCUAGUAAGUUUUUAAAUGUUGAGGGGCAAAUAAAUAUGCAGCAAGAUUGCAAAGGAGAUAAUAAGGUGGAAUAUCUAAAAAGUUAUAAAAUGACAGAAGAGAAAAAUGAUACAUGUGGUGAAAUAAAAAAUGAUAUAUGUGGUGAAUUAAAAAAUGACACAUGUGGUGAAAUAAAAAAUGAUAUAUAUUGUGAAAUAAAAAAUGACACAUGUGAUGAAUUAAAAAAUGACAGAUGUGAUGAAUUAAAAAAUAACAGAUGUGAUGAAUUAAAAAAUGACAGAUGUGAUGAAUUAAACAAUAACAGAUGUGAUGAAUUAAAAAAUGACAGAUGUGAUGAAUUAAAAAAUGACAGAUGUAAUGAAUGUCCUAAUAUACCAAAUAAUACACCCAAUCUUAUAACGAAGUGUAUACAAAAUAAAAUGACAAGCUUAUCACAUGUAAUAGAGGAAAAUUCUUUAAAUGAUAAAAAAACAAAGGAUACAAAUUUUAAUAAAGAUUUCUAUACAAAUAAAACAUACUCAAUUAAUAAACAUACUGAAAUUAAUUUACAAAUAAAUGAUAAAAAAAAAAAUGAUUUGUUAAGAAAUACUUUAGAAGAAAGUAGGAAAUCUUCCCUUACAUCUUAUAAAAAUAAAACUCCUUCAAAACAUGUUAAUUCUAAAAGUCAAUUAAGGAUCACUAAUUUUUUUAAAAGGGUAGAUAAAAAAACAAAUGAAAAUCAUAAUAUACAUAGUACACAAAAAAUACUUAAUGAUCAUAAUAAUAAUUGUAAUGAUAAUAUACAAAAUGACAAAUUUCUUACAAAUAUAUUUAUGAAUACACCACUAAACUAUUCUGUAGAAUAUUCUGAAGAAGAUUACAUAAACUCUUUUAAUGAUAACUAUUCAGAUAUAAAAAACGUACAAAAAUUAAAAAAAAAAAAAAAAAGAAAUCUUAAAAAUACUCCUCAAAGUUAUAGUAUUAAAGAUCAUUUUGCUGUUUCUUUACAAAGUCAAGAUAAAAAUGAUAAAUUAAGUUUUACAAAUCAUAAUAAUACCUUAGAAAAAGAUAUUUUAUUAAUUCAAGAUGAAAAACAAUUACAAUUUAAUCAUAAUUCAAUUAAUAAAGAAAAAAAUAAAAACAAUCAUUCACAAAUAUCUUCUUUAAUAAAUGAUGAGGAUGAUGGUGAUAAUAUAAUUACAAUAAAUAAUAAUAUAUCAAAUUUAAAUGUACAACAAAAUGAGCAACAAAUUUCAAAUCAUAAUACAAUCAUAAUCCCAUCAAAUAAUCAUCAACCAAAAAUUUCUAACGAAAAUGUAAAAUCUAAUAAUAUAUUCACAGAACAAAAUACACAAUAUAAACACAACACUAUACUAAAAUCUACAGACAAAUUACAAUAUGAAAAUAUACAAAAAAAUAAAGAAACUUCACAAAAAAUUAAUGUGGAAUAUAUACUUCAAAAUCUUAAUUAUAACUAUCAGCCAAAAAAUCAAAAAAUUAAUACUUUUGAUUAUUUCAAGGAGAAGGAAAAUAUUAACCAUUGUAAUCCUUACAUUGAUCAUAAUUUAUAA
Messenger RNA from Plasmodium adleri (nom. inval.), 4179 nucleotides. Its product is annotated as exonuclease I, putative. Gene Ontology annotation, molecular function: metal ion binding; 5'-flap endonuclease activity. The transcript has a single exon. Bases 1 to 4179 code for a protein of 1392 amino acids. The record is from RefSeq and is a predicted model, not a curated record. NCBI's taxonomy places the organism in Eukaryota, Apicomplexa, Aconoidasida, Haemosporida, Plasmodiidae.